GUUAACUUCAAGUUGCUUCUCCGUGCAGCCCAAUAUUUGCGAGAGAAAACAUUACGUCAUUCGAAAGCCAAAAAUUAAAUAAUAUCACGUAAUCAGGUAAUGGCUUAAAACGGAAAAUUACUAUAACUUUAAGCGUUAAUUUGCGAAGCAAAUGAUUUCUGAAACGGAAAAAGAAAAUUUCUCACUUGCGCAGCGGUGCAGACUUGCUGAAGAUAUAAACAUUGAGGUGUAGCUUUAAGACAGAUGUUUUCUAUUUAAGACAUCUCGGACAUAGAAUGCCAUGUCUUAUCGAAACUGAAAUGCAAUUUACAUCCACAGGUGCGUUUCCUCUUAUAGAACCUGACGGCUGAUUAAAACACUAUUCUCGAUUCAAUAAAGUAAUUUAAAAGUGUAAAGGAAGACAUGGAGCGACGGAAUAGAGGAAUAACUACGAAAAAAUGACAAAAUAUUCCAAAACUCUGGACAAUACACCCAGCCAUUACCUAAGGGUGUCCAAAAGUUGCAGUUUAAUGCAAAAUUAUUUGAAUAUUAAUGUUAUAAUGGAAUCUUUUAUUGUCAAGACUGCUAAGUGACAUAGCCUUGUCUAUGCUUUCACAUUUAUUAUUAAUUCAAGGCAAACAGGGCGUGUGUGGAAACUAAACAUUGCCAAACUAGAAUUGAAGUGAGCUGAAUUUGUGUUCAAAAAUGGAUUUUAAAGAAGCGCUUUUCAUGAUGCUGCAAGCAACAUUCGUUUUUGUUACUGAAGGAAACUUAGUGGCUCGUUCGUCGUAUUUUCAGACAAGGGAGAAUAAGCAGCUUCUAGGGUAUGCUUUCAAACGGUUCAACUCUGCUAGUGUGUUGUCGUGCGGUCAAGAAUGUUUGAGAUCUCCGUCCUGUUCAUCCACAAACUUCAAGUUUUUCUCCAAGAAGGAAGAAGAAGGAACUUGUGAGCUGAACAAACACGACGUCACUGCUGUACACGAGAGCAACAACUUUGACUAUCAGGAAGGAGCGAUAUUUUCUAUUUUCCUAAAGGGAUGUUUGCUCGCCAGCUGCCUUAAUGGAGGAUCGUGUUUGCCUGACAAAGAAAAACGAACUUUUUCCUGCUCGUGCAAACUGCCUUGGGCCGGGGACAGAUGCGAAAGUGAACUACUGACGUCUUGCAAGGAAAUACAUAACAAGAAAUUGUCCUCAUCAAACAAAGCCCACUUACUGAAGGUAGAAUCAGCAGAGGUUGCUGUGUACUGUCACAUGACUAACCUUGGUGCAUGCGGUGGGGGCGGAUGGACGUUGGUUAUGAAAAUGAAUGGCACACAGAGCACGUUUCGUUACAAUUCUGAUCUCUGGAGCAACAAUGAAACCUUCAAUAUAGAAGGAGGAAAGACUGGGUUUGACUUGCAUGAGACUAAAUUACCAACCUACUGGGGUACACCCUUCACCAAGAUCUGUCUCGGUAUGAAGAUCGGACAUCAAAUCAACUUCACCGUUAUUAAUAAGCAAGCUAGCUCUCUGCACUCACUGAUCGCUGAUGGAAACCACCGUAACACUUCACUAGGUCGUGACACGUGGAAGGAGCUGAUUGGUUCUCAAGCUUUCUUGCAACCCAAUUGCAACAAAGAAGGGUUUAACGUUGUGACCGAAAAUAACAACACAAAUUGGCCAAAGGUGAGGAUUGGUAUCCUCAGCAACAACGAAGAUAACUGUUUCUCUUGUGAUUCUAGGAUCGGCUUUGGAGCAGAGUCGUCGAUGGACGUAAGAAAUAAUUCUUGUGGAAAUGAAGCUUCUAUAUCUUACGGAGAUACACACAUUAAGACGAUGGGAUAUAUCUUAGUCCAAUAAGAAAACAAAAUGGUACCAAAAAUCCAAGAUUUAUCUCUGACGUUUUUAAGGUCAGGCACCAGUUCCGAGAGGAAAUUUGUUCGGCAGGGCAUCGAAAACAUGGGAAAGGCAAUAAAGAAAUGUGACAGACAAAAUUUGUAGACAAAAAGAUUUUUUUAGCUAAACUUUCUUGAGAGUGGCGAGAUUUUAGAAGCCAUUGCCCUCAAACUCCGAGCCGUAAACUCUGGAACAUAUUUAUGCCCAAGUUAAAUAAUGAUUAGUUAGUUGGUUGGUCAGUCGAUUUAAUUUAAUUUAAAUUUUGAGACUGCACGCACAAAAUGAUAGAGCCAAAUUAUAACUAAUGUACGAUGGAUUGAAUCGUACCAAUGAUAGGAACUGUCCACCUUUCCCAUUAUCUUAUGCACGAAAUGUCUGAAUUCUUGAAACAUAAUGUUACCACGUAUCAUCAAUGCAUCGUCAAGGAUGGAUUUCAACUGCAACAAUAAUACAACUAUGUUAAAAAAAUUAUCAAAUACUUGUGAAAAAAUACUUCGUCUCGGCUAAGAGACAUGCAAACUCGAAAUGCAUGUCGCUCAAACUUAAACUGUCGGCUGGUUGGUUCUCUAUCGCAGAAGGAGUCUCAACCGCAUGUUCACGAGUUACAACUUAAACAACAAAAGUUGUCAAAUACUUGUGCAAAGAUACUGUUCAUGGCUGGCGUGACUACGUUGAUAAGAGUAACAAUUACAUGAAUCUGAUCUUAAGUGACAGCGAGAAAGUCGUUUCCUCUUCGUCAGCAAAAUGGUUGUUUUCGUUAAUAGACAUGCUAUGUUUGUUUAAUUAGUUCGCAGGUUCCUUCGUCUCUCCUUGUAGAGGAAAACAUGUUGUUGAUGGAAAUACACCAGGUGUUUCUCA
Pocillopora damicornis (cauliflower coral) is the source of this 2712-nucleotide messenger RNA. RefSeq lists its product as uncharacterized. The record is from RefSeq and is a predicted model, not a curated record. Gene Ontology annotation, molecular function: oligosaccharide binding. Lineage: Eukaryota; Metazoa; Cnidaria; Anthozoa; Scleractinia; Pocilloporidae.